AAUGCUGAGAAAGCAAACGGCUUCAUGGGAAAUCGAGCUUUCUAAGCAAGUCGAAGAUUACUCGUUCAUUCAGCCAGUAUCCCAACAAUGUCGUCCAACGCUCACUUCUUGACACUGGAUCCCGAAAUCGCUCCUCUUAUUGCCCAGAUGCCAAACAGGCCUCAGAAUCUUACUAUCGAAGAGCAGAGGGCUGCCCUGCAUGCCAGGUUUCUACAGUUCCAAGAACGAAUGAAACCGGAGCUGCCUUCCGACUCCGAAUAUCAAGUUCAGGAUCAUCUUGUACCUGUGGACAGUGGCGAAAUUAAAGUACGCUGUGUCAUGCCGAUUUCAUCUGGCCCUCAAGAAACAGGGCCGUUUCCGCUCCUUGUUUGGUAUCAUGGUGGAGGAUAUUGUCUUGGUUCAAGCGACAUGGAUGAUUUUUACUUGAGAACGGUUGCGGUGAAGAACAGGGUUGUAGUAGUGAACGUCGACUACAGACUGGCUCCACUCUUCCCAUUCCCUACUGGCGUGAAUGACGCAUACGCUGCGUUGAAAUGGGCCGCAGAGAACGCGACGCAGUUGUCAGCAUCACUCUCGCGAGGGUUUAUUGUGGCCGGGCAAUCCGCGGGAGGAAAUUUCUCCGCUUCGGUUGCACUCCAAGCUCGCGACGAUCCAUUCUUCGCCGGGCGACAGUUGACAGGACAACUGCUGCAAAUCCCUCAGGUAAUUCAUAUAAGAGCUCAGCCUGAGAAGUACAAAACUGAGCUUUUGUCUAUGGACGAAGUGACGGACGGCCCAUAUCUUUCGAAAAAAGACGCUGAACGCUUUUCUGAGCUCUACCAGGCAGAUCCUUUAGAUCCUCGAUACUCUGUCCUGCUGGCGCCUAGUCAUUCGGGCCUUCCACCAGCGUAUAUUCAAGUCUCAGGAUUGGAUCCACUCCGCGACGAGGGAAUACUUUAUGAAAAGGUCUUGAGGGAAUCAGGGGUCAAGACGAAGCUCGAUGUGUAUCCCGGAUUGCCGCAUGGAGGACACAUAAUUUUCCCUACAACCUCUCUAUCUGCUAAAGUGAACCAAGACUUCAAUGCCGGCCUCCAAUGGCUUCUGAAUAGAAGCACAUAAUAAGCAUUUGUAGAUGAAAGAUGCCCGUAGAAACUCUCCACUAGUAUUUACGUGACGGUCCUCCAAAGACUAGGAGUACGUUGAUUGAUGUUGCGACAGAUUUAGAUGUAUAUUAGUGCCUACCAUAUCGUUCAAGCAUGGGAUCUGUCUU
Molecule: messenger RNA, 1249 nt
Organism: Somion occarium
Lineage: Eukaryota; Fungi; Basidiomycota; Agaricomycetes; Polyporales; Cerrenaceae
Source: the annotation of a GenBank genome assembly